AUGAGCGACAACCAGGACAACUCAGGGCCCGGCCCAUCCGCCGCCCCGUCACUGCCCCCAGAGGCCAUCGAGCUGGCAUCGCGCAUGUACCACGCGGCCAGGCAGGGCGACAAGGAGCUCCUUACACAGGCCAUCCCCGCCGGCUUGCCACCCAACCUGACCAACGACAAGGGAGACACAUUGCUCAUGCUGGCCGCAUACCACGGCCACGCCGACCUCGUCAGGUUCCUCGUGCAGCACGGCGCAGACCCCAACAGGCUGAACGACCGCCAACAGAGCCCGCUGGCGGGGGCCGUCUUCAAGAAGGAGGAUGACGUCAUUGAGGCUCUUCUCGAGGGCGGCGCUGAUCCAGAGUACGGCACUCCCUCUGCCCUCGAGUGUAUCUCAGUGUUCAAACAGGAGGACCGGUGGAGGGCGAAGUUCGAGUCUGCGCCGGGUCGGGGGAAAGCUACACCACAAAAGGGCCAAUGA
Molecule: messenger RNA, 471 nt
Organism: Diaporthe citri
Lineage: Eukaryota; Fungi; Ascomycota; Sordariomycetes; Diaporthales; Diaporthaceae
Exons: 3
Coding region: 1-471 (156 amino acids)
Molecular function (GO): protein binding
Source: RefSeq, a predicted model, not a curated record